Anopheles stephensi (Asian malaria mosquito) is the source of this 2001-nucleotide messenger RNA. RefSeq names its product L-threonine 3-dehydrogenase, mitochondrial-like. The record is from RefSeq and is a predicted model, not a curated record. The transcript has 3 exons. Gene Ontology annotation, biological process: L-threonine catabolic process. Gene Ontology annotation, molecular function: L-threonine 3-dehydrogenase activity. NCBI's taxonomy places the organism in Eukaryota, Metazoa, Arthropoda, Insecta, Diptera, Culicidae. Bases 800 to 1924 code for a protein of 374 amino acids.
CCUUUGCCAUCGCGCCGGCAUGGUCAGCUAGCACACAUUUGCGUAGUACGGGCGAAAUACAUUGUAGCAACAAGUACGACUGCGCACGAGAGCGCACGACGGGAGCGGGAAGGACUUCUCUGCUUCCUCCGGCUCCGGCUCGAUCGCCAGACCACUGCACGCGGACUAGGGUGUUAGUGCUACUUGCCCGUCAACCCCGGCGGCCGCCGCCUUUCGAUUCGACCAAACACAGUGCGCGUCCCGCGGGGUCGCCAUGGUCGCAAAAAUAUGCGCGCUCCGGCACGGGAAUGCCUUUGGAGUGAGCAUCAGUCAGUCCAAAGCCGCAACUCGACCCGAACGGACUCGCGCUCGCAUCGAUCCCGCACAAAUCGGUUUUGGUCCUUCGUCCUCACCCUUUCAGCUGACCCGCCCAACACCUCCUCCCUCCCAGGAGCUGUGCCAGUGAGUGUGUGUGUGUGUGUGGGUGUGCUUGUGUGCGUGUGACUUUGUGUGUGUUGGGUACAGGAAGAUACAGAUUUUCGAUCCAUCGUGCUCAAUUAUCAAUUCCCUCCUUCGACAUACCAACCGUGCGAUCGUACGGGAACAGAAUCAUUUAUCGAAAUUCCUUUUUGACCGCCCUUUCGUCAUCCGUCGUACGCUUUUGGCACUCGGUUGAGGUCGCGAAUUUUUCAUCCGCCACUCCCGUAAGGAAAUCUCGUCCACGUGCUGUGUGCAAGGAGCGACGACUUGGGACGAACAGACAACAUCACCACAACGCUAAUCACACGCGGUCGUACGGCUUCUCAGUUCCCGGGUAAGGAUGCUGUUGCGUAAGUGUGCCUCGACCGCAUUUGGCGGAUGUUUGCGCCAACAGUUGCAGCGUGGCUCAUCGGCCGAUGGUGUGCUGCUUCCGCUGGCGGCAGUACAGCAACAGCUCAGCACUGCACCACCGCAACGCCGAUGGUUUGCGAACGGUGGAGUACGCAAAACGCAUCCCAAAAUUCUCAUCACAGGCGGACUCGGUCAACUUGGUGUGGAAUGCGCGAAGCUUUUGCGGGGCCAGUACGGCGAGGAAAGCGUCAUCCUGUCCGACAUCAUCAAACCGAGCAAUGAAAUCGUCAACAGUGGCCCGUACAUCUUCGCCGACAUUCUCGACUUCAAGGGCCUGCAGAAGAUCGUUGUCGAUCAUCGUGUCGACUGGAUCAUUCACUUUUCCGCACUGCUCAGUGCGAUCGGCGAGCAAAACGUACCGCUGGCCGUACGCGUCAACAUCGAGGGCAUGCACAAUGUGCUCGAGCUGGCCAAACAGUACAAGCUGCGGAUCUUCGUGCCGAGUACGAUCGGUGCAUUCGGCCCGGAUAGCCCCCGGAACCCUACGCCGAACGUGACGAUCCAGCGACCGCGCACGAUCUACGGUGUGUCGAAGGUGCAUGCGGAACUGAUGGGCGAGUACUACCACCACAAGUUCGGGCUGGACUUCCGCUGCCUUCGGUUUCCGGGUGUGAUUUCUAGCGAUCCACCCGGCGGUGGUACUACCGACUACGCCGUGGCUAUCUUCUUCGAGGGGCUAAAGACGGGCAAGUACCAGUGCUACCUCAAACCGGACACGCGUCUGCCCAUGAUGUACAUCGAGGACUGUCUUCGAUCGUUGCUCGAGUUCAUGACCGCGCCGGAGGAGAAGCUGCAGCGCCGAGUGUACAACGUCACUGCCAUGUCCUUCACGCCAGAGGAGCUCGUGGAGAAGCUGUCCAAGUAUAUUCCCGAGCUGCACGUGAGCUAUCGGCCAGAUAGCCGGCAGGCCAUCGCCGACUCGUGGCCACAAAUCUUUGAUGACUCCGAGGCGCGCCGAGACUGGGGCUGGCAGCACCACUACGACGUGGACAAGCUGGUUGAUCUGAUGGUGCGCGAUGUCACCGAAAACUACAUCAAAAAGGCGUCAAACUAAGGCGGCCAUUUCGCUUUCAUGACAACAUUCUGGCCAACGAGCGCUGCAAUAAACUGUGUAUACCUACAAGAAGCAAA